CUUAGUGGUUAUUCGAAAAGGUGCCCCAGAAAAGCAAACCGAGAACUUACGGCGGGAAUCCUAAACUCAAGCCCUCAUCUAAACGUCCACUUGGUGUAGCAUCCUGUGAAACGCCAAGGCAGCAACUCAGAAAAACAAAAGCUUUAAUCCCAGCGUCAGCUUGCGGGAGCCACCUCAGUGCGAAAAGGAAACAAGUCCAGGCGGCGCCCCCAAAUUCCGCGAUGGCUGCGCCGCGGCGCGCACGGUCCCGGUUGUCGCUCUCCGCGCUGCUGCUGCUGCUGGCAGCGGGCGGUGUGGACCACGCACACGCGCGGUGGAGCGGGGAGGGCACCAGCCCACACCUGCGGAGCAUCUUCCUGGGCCGCUGCGCGGACUACCUGUUGUUGCUGGGCCCUCAGCUGCGGGACAAGAACUGCACAGCCAUCUGGGAAGCCUUUAAAGUGGUGUUGGAUAAGGACCCUUGUUCCGUGUUGCCCUCUGACUAUGAUCUUUUUAUCAACCUCUCCAGGCACUCCAUUCCCAGAGACAAGUCCCUGUUCUGGGAAAAUAAUCAGUUCCUUGUUACUAACUACGCAGAGAACACCCGUCGCUUUAUGCCUGUGAGUGACAUUCUGUACGGCAGGACUGGAAAUUUGUUGAGCUGGUGUCGACAGAAAAAUGCCUCUGGACUCGAUUACGAAUCCUGCCCUACAUCAGAAGAUUGUGAAAACAAUGCUGUGGAUUCUUUCUGGAAGAGGGCAUCCAUGCAGUAUUCAAAGGAUAGUUCUGGGGUGAUCCACGUCAUGUUGAAUGGUUCAGAGCCAACAGGAGCCUAUCCUGUAAAAGGGUUUUUUGCAGAUUUUGAAGUUCCCUACUUCCAGAAGGAUAAAAUCACACGAAUUGAGAUCUGGGUUAUGCAUGAAAUUGGAGGACCCAAAGUGGAAUCCUGUGGGGAAGGCAGUGUGAAAAUCCUGGAAAAGAGACUGAAGGACAUGGGUUUUCAGUACAGCUGUAUUAAUGACUACCUGCCAGUGAAGCUCUUAAAGUGUGUGGACCACAGCACUCAUCCUGACUGUGCCUUAAAUUCGGCAGCAGCAUCUAUUCAAAAAGAAGUCCCAUCACUUUACGCAGAGCAGAGUGCCGGCCUUGUCAUUCCUCUCUUAGUGGCUUUGGCUUCAGGUGCUCAAAUGUAGCUACAAACUCAGCUGUGCUGCCCUAACCGCCCUCAGCCCUGAAACUCGCUCAUGCACAGUCAUCCUUCUUGUCCUCUGGGUCCCACGUGGUUCCAUUGUCGAAAGAGGCCCCCUGCUGGAACAACAAUGUCCUGAAAUGAGCUUUUAACGAGGCGUAUGCUCAGGAUUUCAGGAACGAGAGAUUAAUCUUGUCCUUUUUAACAGGCUAAAACUGCUGCAUUAGAAUUAAAGCAAGUUAUUAUUUUCUUAUUUUCAUGAUGGUACAAAGCAUUGAGACCUAAACUGUUGUAUAAUCAAAUAUUUUCAGAAAAUUCUAAUAGAACUGCAUUUUUUAUUUCCUUCUGUAUUUUCCUGUAUCCCCAGCAGGGCACACCAUAUUUUUGUUGAUAGCUAAGAUAUAAGUACACUAUAUAAAUGUGUACAUAUAUGUUUGGUAGGCAAAGAUUUAUAUUAAAGAUGGUCAUUUAAAAUGAUUAUAUCAGGGUAAUACUCAAACUGUCUGAUACUAUGGAACUGUUUAUACAUGGUUUGGUAUAUACGUAGGAUGUAAUAUCAUUCAAAUAGUAAAAAUCAUGUUUACCAAUGUGAA
This is a messenger RNA of Hipposideros armiger (great roundleaf bat), 1761 nucleotides long. RefSeq names its product bone marrow stromal cell antigen 1 (gene BST1). Gene Ontology annotation, biological process: positive regulation of B cell proliferation. Bases 222 to 1172 code for a protein of 316 amino acids. Lineage: Eukaryota; Metazoa; Chordata; Mammalia; Chiroptera; Hipposideridae. Gene Ontology annotation, cellular component: plasma membrane. The record is from RefSeq and is a predicted model, not a curated record. The transcript has 9 exons. Gene Ontology annotation, molecular function: phosphorus-oxygen lyase activity; NAD+ nucleosidase activity, cyclic ADP-ribose generating.